Molecule: messenger RNA, 471 nt
Organism: Rhodotorula graminis WP1
Lineage: Eukaryota; Fungi; Basidiomycota; Microbotryomycetes; Sporidiobolales; Sporidiobolaceae
Exons: 13
Coding region: 1-471 (156 amino acids)
Source: RefSeq, a predicted model, not a curated record
AUGGCCUCACGCAUCGCCGCCAAGCGCCUCCAGAAGGAGCUCACAGAGCUGCAGACCAAGGGGCCGCCAACUGGCUGCCGCAUCAUUCACGCCGACAACCUCGAGGAGUGGGUCGUCGCCCUGUCCGUUCUCGGCGACUCGUGCUUUCAAGGCGAGGAGUUUGCCCUGCGCUUCCGCUUCUCGAACCAGUACCCUAUAGACUCGCCCGAGGUCACCUUCCUCACCAGCGACGGCUUCAAGCCGCCGCAGCACCCGCACCCUGGGGCGGUGUCGCCAUUCCACAUCUGCGCCUCGGUCCUCGGCAGCGGCUGGUCCCCAGUCCUCAACGUCCAGAGCCUCCUCAUCACUAUGCAGAGCAUGCUCGCGUCGUGCAAGUCGAAGGAGCUCCCGCCGGACAAUGAUCGUUACGUCCGCAACGCGCCCAAGUCGCCCAAAGAUACGAGAUGGGCGUAUCACGACGACACCGUCUGA